Messenger RNA from Artibeus jamaicensis (Jamaican fruit-eating bat), 2967 nucleotides. It is a transcript of the gene SLC60A1, whose product is annotated as major facilitator superfamily domain containing 4A. Lineage: Eukaryota; Metazoa; Chordata; Mammalia; Chiroptera; Phyllostomidae. The transcript is spliced from 11 exons. The coding region runs from base 70 to 1686 and encodes 538 amino acids. Gene Ontology annotation, biological process: transmembrane transport. The record is from RefSeq and is a predicted model, not a curated record.
CGGGCGAGCGGCACUCGGGCACCGCACGCUCUGGGCCAGCCGCUGCCAGUCCGUCCGCCAGCCGGGGCCAUGGGCUGCGACGGCCGCUUGUCCGGGCUGCUCCGCCGCAACCUGCAGCCCACGCUCACCUACUGGAGCGUCUUCUUGAGCUUCGGCCUGUGCAUCGCCUUCCUGGGCCCCACGCUGCUGGACCUGCGCUGCCAGACACACAGCUCGCUGUCCCAGAUCUCCUGGGUCUUUUUCUCGCAGCAGCUCUGCCUCCUGCUGGGAAGCAUCAUCGGGGGCGUCUUCAAGCGGACCCUGGCCCAGUCCCUGUGGGCGCUCUUCACCUCUUCUCUGACCAUCUCCCUGGUGUUCGCUGUCAUCCCCUUCUGCCGCGAUGUGAAGGUGCUGGCCACUGUCAUGGCGCUGGCAGGCCUGGCCAUGGGCUGCAUCGACACCGUGGCCAACAUGCAGUUGGUGAGGAUCUACCAGAAGGACUCGGCCAUCUUCCUCCAGGUUCUUCAUUUUUUUGUGGGUUUUGGGGCUCUGCUAAGCCCCCUUAUCGCUGACCCCUUCCUUUCGGAGGAUGACUGCUUGCCUGCCAAUGCCACAGCCAACGCCACUUCCAGCAGCCACCUCUUCCAUGCCUCCAGGGUCCUGAGCCACCGGUCUUGGUCGAACGGGACGCUCCCUGGGCUGUCCACGCCAGACCGAGCAGGAACCCGCGUGUCCUACGCCUUCUGGAUCAUGGCCCUGAUCAACGUUCAUAGGACGGUGAUGAAUGGAAGCAAAGCUUCUUUGGAAACAAGUCUGUCUCUGGCACCUUUCCUGUGCCCACGGAGAUCCUGUCUCCCGGUGCCCAUGGCCGUGCUGUUCCUGCUGUCCAAAGAGCGGCUGGUGGCCUGCUGCCCCCAGAGGAGGCCACUGCUCCUGUCUGCAGAUGAGCUCGCCCUGGAGACACAGCCUCCUGAGAAGGAAGACGCUUCCUCGCUGCCCCCAAAGAUUCAGUCACACCCAGCACAUGAAGACCUGUUCAGCUGCUGCCAGAGGAAGAACUUCAAAGGAGCCUCUUACUCCUUCUUCGCCAUCCACAUCGUAGCUGCCCUGGUCCUGUUCAUGAUGGAUGGGAUCACGGGGGUGUAUUCUACCUUCGUGUACAGCUAUGCUGUGGAGAAGCCGCUGUCUGUCGGACACAAGGUGGCCGGUUACCUCCCCAGCCUCUUCUGGGGCUUCAUCACCCUGGGUCACCUUGUCUCCAUUCCCAUCUCCUCCAGGAUGAAGCCAGCCACCAUGGUGUGCAUCAACGUGGUUGGCGUGGUGGUGACGUACCUGGUGCUUCUUGCUUUCUCCUACAAUGUCAUCUUCCUGUUUGUGGGGACAGCCAGUCUGGGGCUGUUCCUUAGCAGCACCUUCCCCAGCAUGCUCGCCUACACGGAGGACGCUCUGCAGUACAAAGGCUGUGCCACCACAGUGCUGGUGACAGGGGCGGGAAUUGGCGAGAUGGCCCUCCAGAUGCUGGUUGGUUGGGUGUUCCAGGCUCAGGGCAGCUACAGUUUCCUGGUCUGUGGCGUGAUCUUUGGCUGCUUGGCUUUUGCCUUCUACAUCUUGCUGCUGUUUUUCCACAGGAUGCACCCUGGCCUCUCAUCAGUUCUCACCCAGGACAAAGCACUUGGAAUGGAAAGCUCAGAGUGCUACCAGAGGUAAAAGUGGGUGAAGGAGGCAGGCGAAGGCAUCUGGCUCCUGGAGCACCAGCAGAGACCGAAGUGCGAGGGAUGCUGGGCCAGCAGCGGAGCAGCGUCCGACGCCUGGGCCGGGACUUCUCCACAAUGAGUGCUCGCAGAGAAGAAAUUAAACUGGGUUCUGGCCCCUGGGUCCUCCCUGGGCAAAUCAUUAGAGGUUUACCUGGCUACUCAAGUUCCUUUCCUCUUCCCUGGUUCUGACUUGUGGUCAGAGCUGUUUGCCCGGGAAGGAGGCAGAGAGUCACCUGCUCCACUCCACUGGCUGUCUCCUGUAUGGACCACACUCUGCGUCUGAAGGUCACUCUUAGUUGAAUUUGAAAAUAUAGGUUGAAAUUAUAAAGCUCGGUGAUCAUUGCUGUAUGUAGAUGCAUUUUAAUUGAAACAAAUCCAUGGCAUGCUCACAGGGUUUAUGUGCUUUGUAUUUAUUAAUAGUCCAAAGUCCCUCAAAUUCCUGCUGCUGACAUCAGUAGUUUGUCCACAGUCUAAAAAGCAAAAGGAAAAGUUGAAUCUUGCUGUCUUUGGGACACGAAUUCAGUGAUAUGCUGGGCUAGCCCCCACCAGCUUAUAAAAGCUGAUUGUUAAACUUUUAAGAGCUAUUUGUUAAAUACAGCCAUUAUUUAAAUUAAAUUAUAGAAACUUAAAAUACAUGAAAAACAAAGGGAACGGCUACUCAAAACUCAUCACUUCCUAAUCCUUCUAUGCCUGUGUUCUUGAAGUGCUGUAUGAUGUUGUCUCCGUGUGGCGGACACGCGAUGGGAAGGAGCGCUGCUGGGCAUCUUUCGGGCUCCACUCUCAGUGGCAAGGUGUUGGUGGCUUGAGAUCAGCCAUGCUGGGAGUGUUUGCACCACGGCAAUUGGCAAAAGCUACAAAUCCUGGCUAGUCUCACCCGGAGAGCCAAGUGUUAAACAUUUGCCAGCAUGCCACUGCUAGUAAUCAGUGCUGACUGGCCCAAAAGUUGCCUGGAAGACUGAGAUGGAUGUUCUGUUUUUCUUUACUGACAUUGACUAGCUUAUAGAAGGUGUAGAAACAGCACUAGGGAUUUCUCAAAAAUAUCUAAUUUGAACUUACAUCUUCUAUAGAGAAAAACAACUCUUCACUGGCAUACCUCAGGGAUAUUGCGGGUUCCAUUCCAGACCAUCACAACAAAGCGAGUAUCGCAAUAAAAUGAGUUGUCAUCUUUUUGCUUUCAAUUUGUAAAAAAUGCAACAUCUGUGAAAUGCAAUAAAGCGGGUCACAAUGAAACGAG